Molecule: messenger RNA, 1597 nt
Organism: Mangifera indica (mango)
Lineage: Eukaryota; Viridiplantae; Streptophyta; Magnoliopsida; Sapindales; Anacardiaceae
Product: probable protein phosphatase 2C 6
Exons: 4
Coding region: 65-1237 (390 amino acids)
Biological process (GO): protein dephosphorylation
Molecular function (GO): cation binding; protein serine/threonine phosphatase activity
Source: RefSeq, a predicted model, not a curated record
CUCAUUCGAUUCUCUCACAUUUUCUCCUCCUGUUUCUCUAUCUCUCUCUCACAACGCUUACUACAUGGAACCUUUAUCAGAGGAAGAAGAAGAAGAGCUUCAACUUGACCGAGUCAACUCAUUGCCAGACACCGAGCUCGCUUCUACUAGUUCAGGCCUCUCAUUCACACUCACUACCGAAGAUUGUAGAAGCACCUCUAGCUCUGGUGACAUCUCCACUAGUUCCGGUGAGAUUCCGGUUAUUGUGGUGGAGGAAGCGGUAGUCCCUAAGCUGGUGGACCCCGUUCAUGGGCUAACGACGAUGAUAACUACGAGACGGAAGUGUGUGGGAAGGAAUAAUCAACGACUUAAUUGGGGGUUUUCUUCGGUGAUUGGGAGACGGAAAGAGAUGGAAGACGCCGUCGCCGUUAGACCUGCUUUCAUGUCUUGCACGUGCGAUCACGUUGGUGGUUGUACGUCUGUCGGUUCUAGAACAUCCUCUGACAUCUCUCCCGUCCAUUUCUUCGGCGUCUAUGAUGGCCAUGGUGGCUCACAGGUGGCUAAAUUUUGUGCUGAGCGGAUGCAUGAGGUGAUAGCUGAAGAGUGGGAUCGGGCAGCCGGUGAUGGUUGUGAGUGGCAGAAGAGAUGGGAAAUGGCAUUUUGUAAUGGGUUCAAGAGGGCUGACAAUGAGAUCCUUACAGAGGCUGUAGCACCAGAAAUGGUUGGAUCAACUGCUGUAGUUACGGUUCUAUCAGGCUGCCAGAUUAUUACUUCUAAUUGUGGCGACUCAAGGGCUGUGCUAUGUCGUGGGACUGAAACAAUACCUUUGACCGUCGAUCAGAAGCCCGAUAGACAGGACGAACUCUUGAGAAUCGAAAGGGAGGGAGGGAAAGUCAUAAACUGGAAUGGUGCCAGGGUCUUUGGAGUUCUUGCCAUGUCCAGAGCUAUAGGUGACUGGUACUUAAGGCCUUGGAUAAUACCAGUGCCAGAGACAACUUUCAUGACAAGAAGUGAUGAGGAUGAGUGUUUGAUUUUAGCAAGUGAUGGGCUGUGGGAUGUUAUGACAAACGAAGAAGUCGGAGGGGUUGCUCGUCGCCUUCUAAGACGGCGACGCAGGAUGAUAAAUGAUGAUGUUUCUCCGGCGCAAGCCGUGGCCAAUAAUCUCAAGGAUAUAGCUUAUGGAAAAAACAGUUCUGAUAACAUCUCCAUCAUUGUUGUUGAUCUAAAGCUCCGGAGAAGGCGCCAGCAAGGACAAUGAAAAAAGGGGGUAAUGCAACCAAUUUCUCUCUGUGCCUAAAUUUUCCUUCAAAUCCAGUUCUCUUUGACCCAUUAAAGUUAAUUCAGAGAUGAGAUUUGCAGGAUGACAUAGUGAUGAUACACUAAUUCUAUGAAUGAAAACAGAUUCCCAUAUGACAUUUUCUUCCUCCUCCAGAUUGUUACUACAAAGUGGUAGAACAAUCCUCUAUUUUAAUUGGUUUGGCCAAGGCAAAUCAAAUAUGAAGUAUUUAAAAUAAAUUGAAGUUGUUCCUCAGUAUAUACAUGAAUAUGAUAAUGAAGACAAGGUGUCAGGAUGAAAACGUAUCUUUCUCCUAAUCCUUGUCUUUUGUUCUUUCUCCAA